CCUGUCACGGUGGAGGUGAGUGGGGGUGGCCCUGGGGCUGGGCUGGAGGGGGGCAAGAAAAGUUGACCUUCUCACCAGCUGAGAGAUGCCAAGUCAAAGAGGCCCAGUGCCAUCCUCUUUGCCCAUUGACAGGUGCCACCCCAGGAGUGAAGGAUGCUGCCCUGGGUGUUCCUCCUUAUGAUCCUCACCCUCAGCAGCAGCUCCCACUGCUCCCCGCUCUCCCUGCCCCUCAGGAUGCGGCGGUAUGCAGAUGCCAUCUUCACCAACAGCUACCGGAACGUGCUGGGCCAGCUGUCUGCCCGCAAGCUACUCCAGGACAUCAUGAACAGGCAGCAGGGAGAGAGAAACCAAGAGCAUGGAGCAAGAGUACGGCUUGGCCGUCAGGUGGACAGCGUGUGGGCAGACCAAAAGCAGAUGGCACUGGAGAGCACCCUGGUGGCUCUGCUGCAGAAACCCAGGAAUUCCCAAGGAUGAAGAUGCUGCCUGUGCUUUAUGCUACCUGUAGCCAAAACAAAAGUUAAUCCUAUUUAAUUCUGACCUACUUUUUCCUCUGUAAAUACAAUAAAGUUCCCCCAUACUGGUCUGC
Choloepus didactylus (southern two-toed sloth) is the source of this 586-nucleotide messenger RNA. It is a transcript of the gene GHRH, whose product is annotated as growth hormone releasing hormone. Bases 154 to 474 code for a protein of 106 amino acids. Lineage: Eukaryota; Metazoa; Chordata; Mammalia; Pilosa; Megalonychidae. Gene Ontology annotation, molecular function: neuropeptide hormone activity; growth hormone-releasing hormone activity; growth hormone-releasing hormone receptor binding. Gene Ontology annotation, cellular component: perikaryon; extracellular region; terminal bouton. Gene Ontology annotation, biological process: growth hormone secretion; adenylate cyclase-activating G protein-coupled receptor signaling pathway; positive regulation of cell population proliferation. The record is from RefSeq and is a predicted model, not a curated record. The transcript has 5 exons.